AACAAGCAGGACGUCGUCCGGAUGUUCCAGGAGGUGGGCGAGUCCGAGUUUCGAAUCAUCGAACACAGCGGGUUCUACUUCGGGUUCGCGUUCGGGAUCGUGCAGAUGAUCACGUUCUACUGCGUCGACACGUUGGCGCCCAACUUCUCCGGCCCGUUGCUCCCGGUGUUUGGAUUCAUGGUGGGAUACGCGACGAAUUGGUUCGCGCUGAAACUGAUCUUUCGCCCCAUCCACCCCACGCGGGUGUGUUGCUGCGUCGUGCAGGGGGCGUUCCUGAAGCGCCAGGACCAGGUGAGCGAGAAGUUCAGCGAGCUCAACGUGGAGCUCUUCUGCAACGCGAAGAACCUCUGGGAGGAGAUGAUGUUCGGUCGUCUGCGGGAGGAGUUUGGCGAGCUGGUGAAGCGCAACACGCGCAGGUUCACGGACGUCACCAUCGGCAAGGGCGCGGGGGCGGUGAAGAUGGUGUUCGGCGCGGACGCCUACGCGCGGAUGAGGGAGAAGAUCGCGCAGAAUUUGGUGAACGAGCUGCCGAGGUGCGUCCCGGUGUCUUACGAGUACCAGGACAAGGCGCUCGAGGUUGAGGCGACGGUGUGCAAGGCUAUGAAGGGUCUGCCCCCCGACGAGUUUGAGGGCGUGCUGCACCCGGUGUUCGAGGAGGACGAGAUCAAGCUGAUCGUGGUGGGCGGGUGCCUCGGGGCGCUCGUGGGGUUCGCGCAGUACAUCCUGCUGUUCAGCGGGGGAAUAUAGUGCUACUAGCUAGCAUAGGCUACUCAACUUAGGCUACGACGGAACG
This is a messenger RNA of Micromonas commoda, 793 nucleotides long. RefSeq lists its product with no specific name. The transcript has a single exon. Bases 22 to 747 code for a protein of 241 amino acids. NCBI's taxonomy places the organism in Eukaryota, Viridiplantae, Chlorophyta, Mamiellophyceae, Mamiellales, Mamiellaceae. The record is from RefSeq and is a predicted model, not a curated record.